AUGUAUUCGUCGUCAAACUCAUUCCUGGGCGGCACAAACAGUGCACGCCCAGGCCCUGGUGGCUUUGGACAGCAGCAGUCCUUUGGUUCCUUCAACCAAGCUCCCCAACAGCAAUCUCCCUUCGCUCCGCAGCCUACUGGCUUCCCCGGACAGCUACAAGCACAGCAAACUGGGUUUCCAGGAUAUGGACAACAGCAGCAGAGCUUCCCAGCUCCCGUUCAACAACCUCAAUUCACGGGAUAUCCUGCCCAGAACCAAUCCCAACCGUCCCAGUUCCCUCAGGCACCACCUUUCCAGCAGCAGCCCUCCUUCCAAGCUGCACCUCAAUUACAGCAACAGCCUACAGCUGCCCCCAUUCGGCCUCAGCAGACAUCCUCGCAGAUUGCGUCUUCAUUCACUGCCGGAUCCUCCACCGCCGCCCCUUCUAACCGACGCGCAACGAAGAGCUCGAGUAAGAUUCCGAAUAUCCGGCUGUCGUUCAUUACAGCCACAGAUCAGGCCAAAUUUGAGCAAUUGUUCAAAUCUGCAGUUGGCGAUAGUCAGUCGUUGGAUGGCGAAAAAGCUAGGGAUUUGCUGCUGAGGUCUAAAUUGCCCGGAAGCGACUUGUCACGGAUAUGGAUCUUGUCAGACACUACCAAGUCAGGGCGACUCCUGUUCCCGGAGUUCGCUUUGGCCAUGUAUCUGUGCAAUUUGAGGUUGACCGGAAUAGAACUGCCCCCUGUUCUGCCGGAGAAGAUCAGGAACGAGGUAUCAAGCAUGGUUGACAUAAUCUCGUUUGGUGUGCCGGACGAUAGGCCUCCUCCGCCGUCUCGAACCAACGUGCCCGAUUUCGACGCCCCUUUAAGACAGAAUGCUGUCUCUCCUCCUGCCCCGCAAGCACCACAACCACAGCAGCCGUCAAAUCAACAGCUACUGUCGCAACUCACUUCUCAGCCAACGGGUUUCUACAAUCAAGCAACGGGAUUCCAACCUGGCCUCCAGCCACAACCGACAGGGUUCCCUGGGAUGCCUCAGGGUAUGCAAGCGCAACCGACAGGAUUCUUGACCAAUCCCCAGCCCACCGGUUAUGGUGGUCCUCGCCCACCGCUUCCUCCCAUGCCGACUGGCUUCGGAAACAAUAUGUCGCCCCAACAAACUGGACCUUUGCAGGCGCAGCCGACGGGGAUACCUGGACAAUGGGGGUUCAUAAACACCCCCGCAGGAGGCCUGCCGAAUAUCGAAGCUCUCCAGCAACGAUUGAUGCCCCAGUCGAGCCGGGAAGGUGGCUAUACAACCCAAGGUCUGGCCGGCAGCGCCAAAAUUCCUUGGGCCAUCACCAAAGAGGAGAAGAAGAUAUAUGAUCAGCUCUUCCGUGCCUGGGAUGGAUUGAGUAAAGGAUUCAUUUCCGGAGACGUGGCGAUUGAGAUCAUGGGCCAGAGUGGGCUUGAUAGGUCGGACCUGGAAAGCAUCUGGACGCUGUCUGACCCUACCAACAGAGGCCGGCUGAACAUGGACGAGUUUGCUGUGGCCAUGCAUCUCAUUUACCGAAAAUUGAAUGGCUAUCCUGUCCCCGCUCGGCUACCACCCGAGCUAAUACCACCAUCGACCCGGAACAUCAACGAGUCGAUCAACACUGUCAAAUCUCUUCUCUCGCAUGAUGCCGAAGCCAGGAAAUCAUCUGGGGCAUUCUUGCAGCCCCAAAAAACCGGUGUGAGCUACCUCAAGAAUCAUUCAUUCCGCAGCGCUUCUAGCUCCCCUGGUUUUGGUCGUAAAGACGCUACUGUCUUCCGCAACAACGAUGACGACAUUGGAUACCGAUCCAGUGCAAGACGUCGCCUUGGAGUUGGCGGCCGAACGCCGUCUCCUGCCCAGUCAUCUGAGCUGUCUGAAUCGUACGAUGACUUGACCCCUGACCAAAUUCGGAAGAAGAUUCGUGAGAAGAAAAUUCUUUUGGAUGCCACAGACUUUCAGGACGAAAGACAAGCAGAGGAUGAGGACGUUCUAGAUCGGAGGGAUAGACGAGAGGCGGAGGAUCUCUUUCGACAGAUUCGCCGCGUGCAAGAUGACAUUGAUACUCAUCCCAAUUCCGGUCUGGUUGGAUCGGACACGGGGGCAGAGAGGAGAGCAUUACGCAGGGAGUUGCAGCGGCACCAAGAUCGUUUACCUGUGUUGGCAUCCAAUGUUCGAAAAGUCGAGAAGAGCAUCGCAGAGGCCAGAGUGCAGCUGUUCCGUUUGAAGGAUGCCAAAGCUCAUCCGAACAGCGCUUCAAAUAUUGUUGGGACGGGUCCCGGCGGUGCAGUAACUGAGGCUGAUCGUAUCAAAGCACGUGCGAGGGCCAGGAUGCAGGCCCGAGCCGCGGAACUGGCAGGUCGUCCAGUUCCAACAACUGAUGACGAGGGUGCUGCGCAAAGACGCCUAGAGCAAGAAACAUUGAAGGUCAAGUCCGAACAAGAGAGGCACGAAAGCAUGACUCGAGAUGUGGAGGAGAGUGUCAAGGACUUCGUUUCAAGCCUUGAAGAUGGCUUGCGCGAUCAAGGUGAAAGUGCAACUCAGGAGCAUGAACGCAGAAGAUGGGAGGAAGCCUUAGGAGUGGAAGAUGAAGUCAAGGAGCUUAUCUAUGAUCUGCAGAGAAGCAGCAGGACUGCCAAAGUCCGCAAAGAGGAGCAAUCACGCUCUGUGCGACAGCCGGCUGCCGAUCAUACUCGUGACAUCCAAGAGCCGAAAUCCUUGAACGGCGAUUUGCCUUCUAGGCCAGCGCCAACCACCACUCUGUCGUCGUCUUCACUCACAGCUGGCCAGUCUCAGCAGGACCGUAUCGCAUCCGCCAAGGAGAAGGCAUUGAGACGUAUCCAGGAACGCAUGGCAGCAGCAGGUCUCAAGCCAGCUGGCGAGACUGGCGAAACGCUGCAACAACGACAGGAACGUGAGAAGCAAGAACGAGCCGAAAGACUCCGUAAGGCCGAGGCCGAAGAUGCAAAGCGCGAGGCAGAGAGACAACAGAGAUUAGCUAGUGAGGGAGUGGCACCUCCCAGCCCGAAAGCCGUAAAGGCGCCGCCGCCACCGCCUACUCGAAAGACGAGACAGGACAGCGCCGACACUUCGGACCGGAAAGCUGCAGAGGCGUCAAUCCGCGCUAAAGCAGAAGAAGAGGCAGGGGCACAGAUUCGGGCAGAGCAGCAAGCCCAAGAACAGGAGCGGAGAAGACUUGAGACUCAAACUAAACAGCAAGAGGACGAGCUUGAAAAGGAACGCGAAGCUGCUCAAGCUCGUUUGCGAGCACUCGAGGAGCAGGUUAAGGCCGGCAAAGUCAAGAAGCAGGAGGAGAAGGCUCGGAAGAAGGCAGCGGAGAAGGAGGCCAAAGAGAAAGAAGCCAAGCUCGCUGCGCAGCGAGCUGAGCUCGAAGCCGCCAAGGAAAGAGAACGACAACUCCAACUACAGCUCGAGCAGCUAGGUGACUCGUCGUCUGACGACGACGAAGGUCCAGAGCAAGUCACUCCCCAAGAGAGUACACCAGCAACGAGCCAAGUUCUCUCGAGUACGAUUUCGUCCCCUCCACCAGCACCUCCGCUUCCAGCGCCAUCCACAAGCAACGGUCAUGAACAUACGCCGGUUUCAAGCCCACCUACCGAAGAGUCGAAGAACCCAUAUUUCAAGAAGCUAUCACUCUCUUCGGAGAGUACCCCGCCAGUCUUCUCACCACCUCCUGAGCAACAUGCUCAACCCUUCUCACCUCCUGCACCACCCGCACCGCCAGCCGAUCUGCAUUCGACCAACCCGUUCCACAGGAUGGCCCAACAGGAGGCCACUAAGCCAGUGACCCCCAGCUUUACCGGUGCACAGUCGCGCCGUCGUCCAGAAGAGGAUGAGUGGUCGGCAGCUGGCUCUGACAAAGGGGACUCAAGUGAUGAAGACGAACCUCAUACCAGUGGAUCAGCGAAGCAUUUGGCCUCAAUUCUGUUCGGUACUAUGGCACCGCCGCGACCUCUUUCUGCAAUGGAUAGCAAGCCUUCUACACCAGUUCAGGAGCCAGUACCUGCUCCUGAAGUGACGGGGUCCCCUCCACCACCUCCACCAAUGCCGGCUAGCAGUGCUCCGUCAGCACCUCCGCCGCCGCCGCCCAUGCCUGGUUCUGAAGCACCAAGCGCGCCUCCUCCUCCGCCACCCAUCCCAGAGUCUGGAGCCUUCGGCGCACCUCCUCCGCCUCCACCAUUCCCUGAAACUACAGCUGGAGGUCCGCCUCCACCUCCUCCAAUGCCUGCACCUGCUCGUGCUGGCACGGCCGAUAUAGGGUCGCUUCUGGGCGAAAUCAAGAAAGGGAAGGGAUUGCGCCAUGCUGAGACAAAUGAUCGUAGCACAAGCAGUGUGGCAGGGAAGGUUUUGAGUUGA
Messenger RNA from Capronia epimyces CBS 606.96, 4365 nucleotides. RefSeq lists its product as uncharacterized. Gene Ontology annotation, cellular component: plasma membrane; cytoplasm. The record is from RefSeq and is a predicted model, not a curated record. The coding region runs from base 1 to 4365 and encodes 1454 amino acids. Gene Ontology annotation, biological process: endocytosis; endosomal transport. Gene Ontology annotation, molecular function: protein binding; calcium ion binding. The transcript is spliced from 3 exons. Lineage: Eukaryota; Fungi; Ascomycota; Eurotiomycetes; Chaetothyriales; Herpotrichiellaceae.